Cololabis saira (Pacific saury) is the source of this 794-nucleotide messenger RNA. Its product is annotated as oxidoreductase-like domain-containing protein 1. The transcript has 4 exons. Bases 1 to 489 code for a protein of 162 amino acids. Gene Ontology annotation, cellular component: mitochondrion. The record is from RefSeq and is a predicted model, not a curated record. NCBI's taxonomy places the organism in Eukaryota, Metazoa, Chordata, Actinopteri, Beloniformes, Belonidae.
AUGAGGAUGUUGUGUCUGGGCGUCAGGUCCGCCAGGUCCACACUUUCCUCCUCAAAGUUCUGGACUCGUCUCCCCGGGGGGCCCGUCUUCUGCUGCUCUACCGGGCCCAGGGCCCCCCCGGGGGGGCCGGAUCCUCCGGGCCCCGAAGGGGCCUCGGCCGGACCGGAGCAGCCGGAAUCCGGAGCAUCUACCGGACCGGAGCAGCCGGAGCCCCCGGGACCGACCCAGGAGGCCCUGGUGGCUUCUGGGCCGGCGCCGGAACCUCCGGGGGAACCCUGGGACCCGGCCCGGGGCCCCCCGGCCCCCCCCGCCCACUGCUGCAUGAGCGGCUGCCACAACUGCGUGUGGAUCGAACACGCCGAGCAGCUGCUAGCUUACUACCAGGACGGGGGGGACCGGGCCCUCGCCGCCAUCGAGGAGAACGUCCUGGACCAGAACCUGAGGGCCUACCUGCAGAUGGAGGUCCGGAUGCUCAAGAAGAACCCCUGAUGGUACCAGGACCACGUCCUGGACCAGGACCACGUCCUGGACCAGAACCUGAGGGCCUACCUGCAGAUGGAGGUCCGGAUGCUCAAGAAGAACCCCUGAGAGCCCGUCCAGCCAGGUGGCUUCUGGGUAAUUUUAUAGAUGUGAACAGGACGAACCGCCGGCUGAUUAGACGUCGAUGUUUGAUCGUUGGACGUCAACGUGUGUUUUGUGGAUUUCCAGAGAAAAUGACUCUGAGUUGGACUGAAAUUUACAAAGUGGUGAACCGGGCCGGACUUGUUUUCUGGUUUCCAGACCGAACCACGGUU